AUGAGCAGUACCACGCGAUGUGGCAUUUCUACUAGUCAACUGUGGGCUGCAUCAGUAACUGCGGUCAACGAGACACUCGUCAACUAUGGGACUGUUCCGCUCGACCGAGAUGUGGAUGGCUAUCUGAGUCGGUGGGAAACCAAUGAACCAGUGGUGGUAUUCGCAAGCUCGCAUGUAUUUGAAGCAAACUAUAAUAUCCAGUCCAGUCACACGUAG
Sphaeroforma arctica JP610 is the source of this 216-nucleotide messenger RNA. RefSeq lists its product as hypothetical. The record is from RefSeq and is a predicted model, not a curated record. Lineage: Eukaryota; Ichthyosporea; Ichthyophonida. The coding region runs from base 1 to 216 and encodes 71 amino acids. The transcript has a single exon.